Messenger RNA from Bursaphelenchus okinawaensis, 1213 nucleotides. NCBI's taxonomy places the organism in Eukaryota, Metazoa, Nematoda, Chromadorea, Rhabditida, Aphelenchoididae. The record is from the annotation of a GenBank genome assembly.
AUGGUUGUCGGGUUGGUGUUGGUCGGUAAAGUAAGUUUUUAAAAUUCAUUUUAUAAUAAUGUUUUUGAAUGAAAAAACACAAAAAAAGGUUGCAUUUUGUCGUAUUAUAGAACAAAAGGUGCUCUUGUUUAGUUACGUGCCAAGUUUAAGUGCCAAGUCUUUAAACUACUUAAGAUGCUUUUUUAAACUAAAACAGAAAAAUAAAAGUUGCCGAAACAUUUUUUAAAACUUUUUGAUCGACUUAUAUCAAUAAUGAUUUUAAUACAAUAAAUUUUAAAGCUUGACUCAAUAUAAACCUAUCUAACAUUCAGGUAAUGAUCGACUGGGGUCCAGCAAUGACACACGGAAGGCACGGUUCCAUUGACUCUGCCUUCUUGGAGCAUAUGCAAAUGGGUAUUCCGAAUGGAGAUCCCUCGAAACUUGCCCUGCCCAGAACCCCCAUCAUAAUAGACCGGCCUGAACUUCAGUUCAGUGGAGCCAACGGCUGUCGCUCUUCUCUGCCUCAAACUCACUUGCCUCGGGCAAUGAAUCGACCGCCAAGUCUGGUAAUUGCAAAUCAGGGUUUGAAGAAGGAUGGCAGCGGUACCGAUGAGGUGGGACUGAAUGGUGCCAUUGACUGUAUUGUAUAUGGUCAGUAUGAGAGCACAAACAACAGCAAUGUAAGUGUUUGGUAUGUUAUAGUUUAUAAAAGUGUUUAGGGGUCGAGUUUUGCUGGAAUGAGUCACAACAGUUCCUUUAAACGAACUGAAAGUGCUGUCAGUUCGAAGAGGAGUCAGUCGAUCAGGUCAGGCCACAGUACACCGAUGCCUCCAUCGAUGGCUCCACCUCAAUAUACAGAAUGUAAUUGUACUCACAUGGUUGGAAAGUCUUGUACAGCGUCGGCAAAUUCUAGUAUUAACAAUAACAACUAUCAGGUGGGCUCAACAACGAAAAUUCUUUUUUAAAAAUAUUUUGAAUUUUAAAGAUUUUAACCUUUUAAAACCUUGAUAACUUAUUCCAUCUUCAGGACUAUGGCACAAUCCAUAGGUCUACGCCGUCGCCGCUUUUGACCUCAUCGUCUCCGCCGACUCCGCCAGUCAACGGCGUUCAGUCUCCGCCGACCAAUCAGCGCCCGAUACUGGAGCCGAUCCGCCCGCCGCCUCCGCCGCCGCGCAACGCUCAUCUCUAUCAAGGAGAAACAUUUAUCAUAAACGAGCGGAGCUAUCUCAUCUGA